GAAUCAGGAUCUAACCCGGCCUCCGUAGUCGCUUUCUAUAGUGGGCGGGGCCGAAGGAGGGGUGACCCUGCCGGAGCCGCGGCUGCCAGCGACAUGUUCAAGGUAAUUCAGAGAUGUGUGGGGCCAGCCAGCCUGAGCCUGCUCACCUUCAGAGUCUAUGCAGCACCCAAAAAGGACUCACCUCACAAGAGUUACAUGAAGGUUGAUGAGCUUUCACUCUACUCAGUUCCUGAGAAUCAAUCUAAAUAUGUGGAGGAGCCAAGGACUCAACUUGAAGAAAACAUCUCACAACUCCGACAUCAGUGUGAGCCAUAUACAAGUUGGUGUCAGGAAAUAUACUCCCAAACUAGACCCAGGGUGGAACGCUUCUUCCAGUGGGGAUUAGACAGCUAUGAUUAUCUCCAAAGUGCACCUCCUGGAUUUUUCCCAAGACUUGGUGUUAUUGGUUUUGCUGGUUUUAUUGGACUCCUUUUUGCUAGAGGUUCAAAACUAAAGAAGCUGGUGUAUCCUCCUUUUUUCAUGGGAUUAGGUGCCUCUAUCUAUUACCCACAACAAGCCAUUGCCUUUGCCCAGGUCAGCGGGGAGAAGUUAUAUGACUGGGGAUUACGAGGGUACAUUGUUGUAGAAGAUUUGUGGAAGGAACAUUUUCAGAAGCCAGGAAAUGUGAAGAAUUCACCUGGAAAUAAAUAGAAAACUCCAUGCUCUGCCCAUUUUAAUCAGUUAUAGGUAAACAUUGGAAACUCCAGACGGUAAAUCAGUAUUUCUACAGACAAAUGGCAGAGAGUCAGUAUUUGAUAUAGUAAACUGGCUUUCUUCAGGAAAAACAACAUUAAGCCUCUUUGCUAUCUUGGGUGAUGCCAUAUUACAGGCCAACUAAUCUGCAAUCCUUCACAUGGAAAUAAUGUACAAGCCUUAGAACUCCUCAUUCUUAUAUCACUAUUUAUGUACAUAAUUAAAAUCCAGAUUCAAAAAGA
Messenger RNA from Peromyscus leucopus (white-footed mouse), 974 nucleotides. RefSeq names its product apolipoprotein O (gene Apoo). Lineage: Eukaryota; Metazoa; Chordata; Mammalia; Rodentia; Cricetidae. Gene Ontology annotation, cellular component: MICOS complex. Gene Ontology annotation, biological process: cristae formation. The transcript has 9 exons. Bases 94 to 690 code for a protein of 198 amino acids. The record is from RefSeq and is a predicted model, not a curated record.